AUGUCACUCCUCUCCUCCUUCCGCAAUCUUUCCUUCCGCUCGCGGCUGUAUGUUGGUAUCGGCAUAAUUACCUGGUCAGGCGUCGGACUCUGGAUAUCCGAUCAAGCUGAGGCGAAGUGGCUCAAGCCUAUGGAGGAGAAAACCGUCACGGGCGACGAGAAUGUGGUUAGAGUGCUUGAUGAGGGAUGA
This is a messenger RNA of Bacidia gigantensis, 189 nucleotides long. RefSeq lists its product as uncharacterized. Bases 1 to 189 code for a protein of 62 amino acids. Lineage: Eukaryota; Fungi; Ascomycota; Lecanoromycetes; Lecanorales; Ramalinaceae. The transcript has 2 exons. The record is from RefSeq and is a predicted model, not a curated record.